Echinococcus granulosus is the source of this 267-nucleotide messenger RNA. RefSeq lists its product as hypothetical. The record is from RefSeq and is a predicted model, not a curated record. The transcript is spliced from 2 exons. Lineage: Eukaryota; Metazoa; Platyhelminthes; Cestoda; Cyclophyllidea; Taeniidae. The coding region runs from base 1 to 267 and encodes 88 amino acids.
AUGGAUUUCGAUCUAAACAGGGUUCAAUUUAGGGCGUCCAUAGUCAUCCCUGAAGUCGUAAUAAGCCCUACCGGUAUGGAGGAGAACUUUGUUAUGGGUAUGGCCCCAUGGAGUCGUUCCGCUGUGGGGAAGUUGACUCAAUUCCUCAAACUGGACCACCGUUUUAAAGCAUUGCCCACAACUGACCUUGCCUCCACCACAGGCCUUGCACAUGCACAUUUGACUGGCACUCGGUCACAGCAGCUUUCUAACACCUCGCCACCCUAA